Molecule: messenger RNA, 4959 nt
Organism: Cherax quadricarinatus
Lineage: Eukaryota; Metazoa; Arthropoda; Malacostraca; Decapoda; Parastacidae
Product: protein SERAC1
Source: RefSeq, a predicted model, not a curated record
UAUUAUGUAACAACACAAGAAUGAAGACCUACUGUAGCCCUGUGGGCCCAUACCCACUCAUAUACCCGUCCAAUCUAGUAUAUUCCAAGUUGCCCAAAGUGUAACUGUGUAUACCUGAGUAAACUUACUUAUUGCUAAGUCAUUUCUUCUCUCGAGGGAAGUUACUUGAAGCCACUGAGGGGAUCUUGAUCCAAGGAAUUGUAUCUGUGCUUGUUUGAAUCGAAUCUGAAUACCUCCUUUUUCCCUCUAGGUGCUGUAUUAUCCCCGUCAACAAUGUAUGACCCUGGAGUAUACCUGGAGAGGGUUUUGGGGGGUCAACGCCCCCACAACCCUGUGACCAGGCCUCCUGCUAAGAAAGGUUCUAUACAUACAUAACCCAACAAGUUUGAGGAUUCCUGCAGUAUUUGGAAUAAAUUGUGAUGCACAUGUCUUCAAGAGUUAUCAACAAACUGGGAGUUGCUGCUGCAUUUAUACUGGGAGCAGUAGCUGGUAACCAUAUCCGAAAAUACAGAGAAAAAGUAUCAUUAGCAACAUAUUCAGGAAACACAGUUGAACUGACACAAGAGGAUGCUGAUGAAUGGUUUAUUGAGGAAAAGCGCAGCAGCAUCAUUGCUAAAAUUUAUCACAGGCUGCAAGCUGUGUCCGACAACACUGCCAUACGCGACACUGUAACAGGAUCCUAUAUGAAGAUUGGAAAACGAAUAUGCCAGCAAUACCUUCAAUAUCGAGGCUUGCUGGAAGGAUCUUCAGAGCUGUGGAUAAAAGAUUGGCUUAAUGAAACAGAUUGGAUAGAUUCUGUGGAUUUUUGGACCAGACUGCCCCCUCUACAAAUCUUAAGUUCACCCACCUACUUUGCCACACUGUAUGCUGGAGUGAGGGCGCUCUGGUAUAUAAGCUGCUCCAGUGACUUCAAUAAAAAGAACUCUUUUCUUGACUAUGAUCUGGCAAUGACUCUUAAACAAGUUGUUGAUGAAAAAGAUGAUUAUGUAACUCCACUUGCACUCAAGAUUAUUGCAAAUGUUAUAGCUAUGAAAAAAGAUCUCCAUUUUCUGCAUGAAACAGGUUUGCUGGACACCCUUACACAUUGUGCUAAUGACAAAGAAUCCCAAAUUUUUCUACCUGCAUGGCGGGCUCUGCACAAUCUUAAAGUAACAAAUGAAACUAAAUCAGCUUGUAAGAAUUUGUACUUAGAAGGGGUUUACCCCUUUGUUUUGCCAGAUGAUAAUAAGGCACCUUUGCUAGACAUCAUACUGGUUCAUGGGAUUAAAGGUGGAGCAGCAUGGACAUGGCGUCAGCAUGAUCAACAGAGAUACAGGCCACUCUUAUCACAAGAAAAACGUAGAAAUAUUCUCAAGGGACAGAACAUAGAAGAUGUAGACGAAUUUUACACUUGUUGUUGGCCAUUGGAUUGGUUAGUUCCAACACUUAAAUUGCCAGUGAGAGUAAUUGCUGUCAACUUUAAGUGUGGGUGGUGGAGAUGGGAGAGCGAGUGUUCAACAGAAGGAACUGGAAAAUCUGUUAUUGAGCGCAGCAGAGACAUGGCACAUGCAUUAGCAGCAGCAGGGGUUGGUGAACGACCAAUUAUAUGGAUUUCCCAUUCCAUGGGUGGUCUUCUAGUUAAAAACAUGCUGGUAGAAUUAAAAAGCAAAUCAUCUGGAGAUAAUGAUGUCUUUGCUAAAGAAUAUAGCAAAGAAGAGUUUUUCUCACAAGUAAAGCAUAACCAGUGGGAAGCUAACAGUUUUGCCAAGCAGACCAUGGCUAUAGUCUUCUUCAGUGUCCCUCACCAGGGGUCUCCAUUGGCCACAUCUGUUACACAGGGAGUGCUCCGCCAGGUGUUACAACCAGCAACAGAACUAUGUGAAAUGAGGACGGACAACCCAGCCUUACACCACCUCAAUCAAGUAUUUGUGAGUUUGGCAAAAGCACAGAGUAUAGCUGUUCUGACAUUAAAUGAGUCAGAACCUGUACUACAUAAAACUACUGGUUAUCCUCUUCAUUUUAUUCCACCUGAGUUUGGCGAUCCUGGAAUUGGAGUAUUUCAUAAAAUUGACGCAACUCACCUCGAUAUAUGCAAACCGUUAAAUAGAAAAGCUGACUCCUAUCAGAAAGUUGUUUCCUUUCUGCAAGCUGUCCUAAGUAAGUUAUGAAGUAAUGCUGAAAUGUUUGUUGUUAUAUUCACAAAAAUGUGCAAAACCCAUGUGGACACUAGGACUAAUAAUGAAAAUUACUAUUUUGGCAGUCACAACAUUUUAUAUUAUACUUAUAUCCAGUAAAUAAUAAUCUAUUCCUAUGUGUUGUUGAGAAACUACACAAUUACUCCAUUUAACAGAGGGGUUCUUGAUCUGAGGAACUUGAUUCUCUCUCAUCCUUAGAUCAAACCUGAUUGCCUCCUAUUUACCCUGGUGCUCUAUGAUUCUGACAGGAUUAUUGCUUUCCCAUGAAUAUAAUAAUGCAUUAUAUUACUGCACAAUCAUACUUUAUAUCUAGAGAAGAUAAAGAUUGUAGGAAUUCCUCUAAAUCAUCAUUAUAUAUUGUACAUUAUUUUUGUAAAUAUGUAAAGGGAUUUGUUUUACAAACUGUACUAAAUAAUAUUGGUGGAGAUAAUGACUACCUACCUACUUUGAGUCUACCUGGAGGGUAUUCCGGGGAUCAAUGCCCCUGCGGCCUGGUCCACAACCAGGCCUCCUGGUGGAUAAGGGUCUGAUCAUCUAGGCUGUUACUGCUGGCUGCAAGUAGUCCAAUGUACAAACCACAGCCCGGCUGAUCCUGCACUGACUUUAACCCUUAAACUGUCCAAACGUAGAUCUGUGUUUGCACGCAUAGAGCUCCGAACUUAGAUCUGUUUUAUUUUACAUUCCUUCAAAUUUGGCACGAUAGGCCUGAGUCGCCUAGACACGAGAGAAUGGGUCUGCGCCCUAAUUAUUAUUAUUAUUAUAAUCAAAAAGAAGCGCUAAGCCACAAGGGCUAUACAGCGCUGCAGUCUGCGCCCUAAGUGUGUGCAGUAUGAAAAAAAAUCAGGGACGCUGGGGUACCGCUUGGUAGCACCAGUUAAUUUCAGCUCCAUCUUGGGUUAACAUCAUGGCAAACCCCUGUGAUUCACUCAUACCUCAUCAUAUUAACACUACUAUUCUUGGAAAGAGUAACAGAAUGCGAGUUUAGUGAAUUUAACACCAAUAUAGCCACUAAUGUUCAAGGAAUUAGUGAAACUAUUGAUAACCCAGAUGACCCUCAGCCCAUCACCUCUGGGGUGGUUAGUGUGGACAGUGUAGCCAUACAAGACCCUCAGCCCAGUACCUCUGGGGUUGCUAGUGUUACUACCCAGAGGAAAUUAUCAUUUUCCAAGCCUUAUGAUGCUGACAGUGGUGAAAGUGAUAUAAGUGAUGAUGAUGAAAUCGAUUUUAUGCCCAUAGAGGAUUCGUCGAGUGACAGUGAUUAUCAUUAUUCCCCAGUGAAACAUACUUUUAGGCAUUGUAACCUACAUUCAGGCAGUGUGCCAUAUGCAGUCGGCGGCAAGGGUCAUGGCAGGUCACGAUCCUAAACCCCAACUAGUAAUAGUGAUCAUGAAGAUGAAUAUGCUGGGAUGGAGGAAGAGGAGGUUGGUGGCAUGGUACCUGGACCUCGUGGCGCUGUGGGUGGGAAGACAAAGGACCAUUCGACACCCUCUCAACCAAGUGCUGCCACCACACCUGUCCUCCCUCCUGCUCCCCCAUGCCACAGGUCCACCCUGCACCAUGUGACUGCAAAUGGAACUAGACAGAAAGUACACCAUUCUUGCCACAUCCUUUCAAUUUUGAUGCCAGUGGAAGUGGUAUCAUGCCAGUGUCCCAUCACAAAUGAGUACAGAGACUAUUUUCAACUAUACUUUGAUGAGCCAAUAAUGAACCUAAUUGUUACCCAGGAAAAGUUGGUAGAUUUAUCUAUAACUUCAUAAAUAGAACACAAAAGAGUAAUAGUAAACAGAGUAAAGUCAGAGGUGGCAUCAGUGAAAAGCUCUGUCAUCCUCGUAUCCGACAUAAACAGAGAUGUAAGCCAAAGCACCAUGUCUUCCUUUGUGGAUGACACCUGAAUUUGCAUGUCAUCCAUAGAAGAUCCCACAAGUCUCCAAGCGGACAUCAACCAAUGAAGACAGAUUUCAAUUACUCCACUAUAGAAAACAAACUAUAGAAAUUAAAAUUGUAUCAGAGUAUAAAAAAAAUUCCAACCACAUAAUAGAGCAAAAAAACUAAUGUGAAGGACAUGGGAAUGAUAAUGUCAGAGGAUCUCACUUUCAAAGAUCACAACAAUGUAUCUACCACAUCUGCAAGGAUGGGUAAUGAGAACCCUUAGAACUAGAGAUGCCGAGCCCAUGAUUCUCUUCAAGUCGCUUGUUCUCUCUAGGCUGGAAUAUUACUGUACACUAGGGAGACACGCUCUCCCAUCUCUGCAUUGGCCAUAAUUGCCUUACCCAUGGGUAUCUCAUGGAACGACACCCUAUUCCUCUCUCUGAGGUUUGUCUGGUUCCUAUAGCCCUUGUGGUUUAGCGCUUCUUUUUGAUUAUAAUGAUAAUGUCAAGUUCCUAUUUCAGUUCUUCACUUUCUUGUAGAUUGCCUGGUUUACCAGCGGACUCGCAGGAUUUACCUCCAGUGAUGCUGCCGCCCUACCACUUUUACCUUAUCUUCCCUUCUUGCAGACGCCCUGCCUAUGACUUGUAGUCACUUUUUGUCAGCAACUGCUUUACUAUACAAACUUUAACACACAGCCCUUCCACCCCUUUUCUCCCCUCACCUCUGAUCCCCUUUCCACCUAGCUGUUUAUAGCCCCAGCACUAUUUUCUGCCGUGCAGCGCUGUAUGACCCUUAUCAGUUUAGCUUUUUUUUUUUUUUUUAACAAGUCAGCUGUCUCCCACCAAGGCAGGGUGACCCAAAAAGAAAGAAAAUCCCCAAGAAGAAAAUACUUUCAUCAUCAUUCAACACUUUCACC